AGAUUAAACAAAAAGCCCCAUAAACAUAGGAAAAUCCUAAUGGCAUCAUCCAUGGCGCCCGCUCUAUCUUCGUCACUCUGCUCAACCCCUCAAAAAUCAUCAAUCAUCCCUUUCUUACCAUCAUUUCAGACGUCCAUUUCCCUCCAAUUUAACUUCAAAUUCCGCAAACCCAUAUCCAAAUUCAAGCAGAAGAACACCAUCACCCUAACGGCAAUAACCUGUUUGAAAUCAGGAAGUAAAUAUGCAGCAGAAGAAACGAAUUCAAGUUUCGCUGUCACUGCGCCAUCUUUAGCCGAAUCAAAUGGUCAACGAAACUGGAUUGUAGUAGUUAAGGCUCCUCCUUCCCAACAAGCUGUUUCUAAACCCGAUGUUAUUGAUUAUUAUGUCAAAAUUUUGGAGAGGGUUUUGGGCAGUGAGAAGGAGGCUCAAGGCUGCAUAUACAAUGCUUUUUGCGACAACCAUUUUAGUUUCUGCUGCGAUAUGGACGAAGAAACUUCCCAAAAGCUCGCAUGUUUGCCAGAGGUAUUAUCAAUCAAACCCGAUCCAGAUUUUAACUCUGUACAAAAGGGUUAUAGCAAUGAAAAGACUGAAUCGAAUUCAUUCAAUAAAAUCUUCUCUCCAUUGUUUCCUUCUCAAAGCUUAAAGCAUUGGCUUGUUCGUGUAGAGAUGCCAGCAUCAGGAGUCUUAACUAGGGCACACUUAGUUGAUUAUUAUACUCAGAUACUAACCAAAGUUUUGGGAAAUGAGAAGGAUGCACAAAUGUGUAUAUAUCAUAUUUCCUUACACUUUGACUAUGGAUUCUGUUGUGAACUCAAUGAUGAGUAUGCAAAGGAAUUAUCCAGUGUUCCUGGUGUUAUAUCUGUUAGACCAGAUGAGUCUUUCGAUUCAGAUGAUAAAGAUUAUAGAGAUUAUAAUAUUCAAGAUUCCUCGUUAACAAAUCAACCAACAAAUAUCAAAACAAAGAAGCUUUUUGUAACUGGUCUGUCGUUCUAUACAUCUGAGAAAACUUUACGUGCGGCAUUUGAAGGUUUUGGAGAGCUUGUUGAGGUUAAGAUUAUAAUGGACAAGAUCUCAAAAAGGUCAAAAGGUUUUGCAUUUAUUGAGUACACUACUGAGGAAGCUGCAAGUGCAGCUCUUAAAGAAAUGAAUGGCAAGAUUAUAAAUGGUUGGAUGAUAGUUGUUGAUGUUGCCAAAACAAACCCACCAAAGUACAGCAGAGGGCGUCCUAGACCACCACAGUAAUGUCUGUUAUAGGGGUAGAAUCGUCAAAUUUCCAAGUUAUAUAUUUUUUUGGUAUUGUUAUCGAGUCUUCUUACUUUUAUUAGUAGAGUUGAGUUGCAUGAUAAUAGCAGAAUGUUAGUGGACGUGUGACGUGUCUUGUUAGUGUUAGGAUGAUGUAGUGAUAGUUACACGAAACUGUAAAUUAGAAGAGAUAAUGUUUACAUGGUUUUACAAUUUUGUGAUUGGAAUUAUUAUAA
Molecule: messenger RNA, 1478 nt
Organism: Lactuca sativa (garden lettuce)
Lineage: Eukaryota; Viridiplantae; Streptophyta; Magnoliopsida; Asterales; Asteraceae
Product: RNA-binding (RRM/RBD/RNP motifs) family protein
Biological process (GO): cytidine to uridine editing; mitochondrial mRNA modification
Cellular component (GO): mitochondrion
Molecular function (GO): RNA binding
Source: RefSeq, a predicted model, not a curated record